This is a messenger RNA of Triticum aestivum (bread wheat), 1376 nucleotides long. Its product is annotated as cinnamoyl-CoA reductase 1. Gene Ontology annotation, molecular function: oxidoreductase activity, acting on the CH-OH group of donors, NAD or NADP as acceptor. Bases 153 to 1184 code for a protein of 343 amino acids. Lineage: Eukaryota; Viridiplantae; Streptophyta; Magnoliopsida; Poales; Poaceae. The transcript is spliced from 6 exons. The record is from RefSeq and is a predicted model, not a curated record.
GCAAAUUUCCCUCCAACCUGUACUUGUAGCAGGCUGCUUCGCUGAGCCGGUAGCUAUCGUUGAGCACUCCUGCUGCUGCUAGCAACCACAGACGUUGAGUGGAGCUCGCGCGCUGUGUUGUGUGUGUUAAGCGGAGCCUAUCAGCUUCAGCCAUGGUCGGGCGUAUGGAGGGAGGGAAAGGGGAGGUGUGCGUCACCGGCGCCGCCGGGUUCAUCGCCUCGUGGCUCGUGAAGCUCCUCCUCUCCCGCGGCUACACCGUCCGCGGCACCGUCCGCGACCUCGGUGAGAAGAAGACCGGCCAUCUGAGGUCGCUGGAGAACGCAUCUGAAAAUCUCAAGCUUAUCAAGGCCGAUCUGCUUGAUUACGAUGCCAUGGUGGCUGCGAUAGAGGGAUGCCAGGGAGUUUUCCAUGUCGCCAGUCCGGUUCCUUCGGAGAAUGCGACUGACCCAGAGCUAGAACUUCUGCGUCCUGCCGUUGCUGGUACCAAAAAUGUACUGGAGGCCGCGUCCGCUGAGAAGAUUCGGCGGGUGGUUGUCGUGUCAUCCAUUGUCGCCGUCGAUAUCAACCCCAAGGAUUGGCCCAACGACAAGAUCAAAGACGAAAACUGUUGGUCAGACAGAGAUUUUUGCAGGAAUCAAGAGGACUGGUAUUCGGUUUCCAAGAUCACGGCAGAGGAGGCGGCGCUCGAAUACGGGCGGCGAACCGGCCUGGACGUGGUCACUCUCAACCCGGCGGUGGUGUUCGGCCCCCUGCUGCAGCCAUCGGUGAACGCGAGCAGCCAGUUCCUCAUCUACUUCCUCAAAGGGGGCCCUGACCGGAUGAGGGACAAGCUGUGGCACAUCGUCGACGUGCGCGACACCGCCGACGCUCUGCUCGUGCUCUACGAGGCGCCGGAGGCCGCCGGCAGGCACAUCUGCGCGCCGCAUGUCAUCAUCGCCCGCGACCUGCGGGACUUGCUCAAGAGCAUGUACCCUGACUACCCUCUAGUCAGCAAGGAGAGCAUCUACGACGUGGAUCACCCGGCACCGAUGACGACCGACAAGCUGAAGAAGCUGGGGUGGACCUGCCGAUCGCUGGAGGAGACCAUCGCGGACAGCGUCGAGUACUGCCAGCAGGCCGGGUUUCUCGACGAUGUCGAAGGCGGGGCGCCAUGCCGUUUCCCUCCGUUUUACAACAAGAUUUAGGUUCAGCAAAGAUUAGGGGCCGGGUGCAUGCACAAGCUCUACGACCGUGUCUUGCAGUCGGUUCGCCCCUAUCCAGCGUCUGAAGUUGAAGGUGGAAGAUGAAGAUGCACGUUAAAGCAAAUACCAUUUGCCAUGAUGUUUUAAUUCACUAAUAAGAUGCUCCUCUUUCAAAUAAAAGUUUUCUUAGAAAAA